Molecule: messenger RNA, 1897 nt
Organism: Pygocentrus nattereri (red-bellied piranha)
Lineage: Eukaryota; Metazoa; Chordata; Actinopteri; Characiformes; Serrasalmidae
Product: retinol dehydrogenase 13
Exons: 7
Coding region: 435-1514 (359 amino acids)
Molecular function (GO): oxidoreductase activity
Source: RefSeq, a predicted model, not a curated record
UUCUUGCUCAUCUUGGCUACUAGGGGUGUGUGUGUGUUGGGUGCGUGUGUUGGGUGCAUGUUGGGUGCGCUCCAAAUAGAGCAGUGGCGUUUUGUAAACUGGUACAUUAGCUAGUCCACUAGUACUCAAAAUCUAGCCGUGUGCGUGUACAGUUAAAAUCUCUGCAGAACAUGAAGCUCAGUCAAGUGAGCGUCGUUGACUGUCAUUUUUGAGUGCUCGAUGUUGGACUACCAAUGUUUUGUAUUUGAAUUGUGCGCACUUUCUAAUCGCCCUACUUAGUACACAAGUACGCGGAUUGGAGCGCUCCCGAAAUGAGGACGUCACGUUCACAUUGAGUUUGUAGCCAACGUGUGAAGUCGAGCUUAAUAUGAUUCUGGUAUUUGCUGGUGUUUUUUAUUAAGUCGUUCAGCUGAUGUUCUUUUAACGUUCCCGCCAUGAGGAAGUUUAUUCUGCCCGUGUCUGUAUUCGGGACGGUUAUUGGCGGCGCCGUGUUGCUGAAGGACUACAUCACUGGAGGCCCAUGCCCGAGUAAAGCAAAGAUCCCUGGGAAGACGGUGGUCAUAACUGGGGCCAAUACAGGAAUUGGAAAGGAGACGGCUCAGGAACUUGCUAAGCGAGGUGGCAGGAUUAUUAUGGCCUGUCGCGACAUGGAAAAGUGUGAGGCCGCUGCACGUGAGAUCAGAGGGUCCACGCUGAACCCUCACGUUUACGCACGACAUCUCAAUCUGGCUUCAAUGAAGUCUAUACGUAGCUUUGCUAAGAAGAUCAACGAGGAGGAGAAAAGGGUGGAUGUCCUGAUCAAUAAUGCGGCUGUGAUGAGGUGUCCUCCAGGAAAGACUGAAGAUGGCUUUGACAUGCAGCUCGGAGUCAACUACCUGGGCCAUUUUCUUUUGACCAAUCUGCUGCUGGAUAAACUGAAGGAUUCCUCCCCCAGUAGAGUGAUCAACCUGUCGUCUUUGGCGCACAUUAUUGGGGAGAUUGACUUUACAGACCUGAACUGGGACAGGAAGAAGUUUGACACUAAGAAAGCAUACUGUCAAAGCAAGCUUGCCAUCGUCCUUUUUACACGAGAGCUUGCCCGCAGACUUGAGGGUACGGGAGUGACAGUAAAUGCUCUGCACCCUGGGGUUGUUGCCACGGAAUUAGGUCGACACACUGGAAUACACCAGUCCCAGUUCUCCAGCUCUGUACUCAGUCCGUUUUUCUAUCUGUUGAUAAAGUCACCUAAGCUUGGUGCACAGCCCAGUAUCUACCUUGCCAUUGCUGAGGAGCUGGAAGGGGUGACUGGCCGAUACUUUGAUGUGUUGACAGAGAAGGAGCCCGCCCCCAGGGCUCUGGACCAGGAAGUAGCUGUCAAACUUUGGGAUAUCAGUGCAUCACUGGUUGGCCUGGAAACCACACUUUCUGUGCCAGUGUCUUCAGCUUAUGUAACUAAGGAAACUCACCCUCAGCCUGUGGCAGCUGACAGUACACAGACUCAGACUCACCCUGUGGAGACGAUGACAACAGCAUAAGAGUAUUGUGAUUGUCACUGAGGAACUCAUGCUCUUAAAGAGGUGAACUGAAACAUCUCACAACACUGGAUGUUGCUGUUAUGACUGUAGUUUUAGAUUAUGUUACUUGGGUUGUAGAUAGAUGUACUGUAUUAAUCCCCAGUGGGAAAUUUGGGAUUAACCUAAUGGUUAAUGUGCCUUCCAUCAGCUGCCUUCAUACUCCUGGACUGAAUAUAGUUUUAUAUAAUGAUAUGCUAAUCAAUGGCAAAUAAAAGGCCAUACAGUCGUAUGCAAAAGUUUGAAUACCCCUGGAUGUGAUCAAAGUGCAUGUUUUGUUGAUUUUUAUGUUAAUGUGUUGAGUUUAACAUAGUGUUAUUUAUAUACAUGCAUAAUGCGCCAUAACU